Messenger RNA from Limulus polyphemus (Atlantic horseshoe crab), 1286 nucleotides. RefSeq lists its product as uncharacterized. Lineage: Eukaryota; Metazoa; Arthropoda; Merostomata; Xiphosura; Limulidae. The transcript is spliced from 3 exons. The record is from RefSeq and is a predicted model, not a curated record. The coding region runs from base 17 to 955 and encodes 312 amino acids.
UCGGUAUAGUCGUGAUAUGAUUGAUGAAACUGCUCCACAUCCUCCUUUCCACCACAAGACUCGCAUGCAAAUCCGUCGUGUACUUAAUGAUAAAAAUAGGAAGAAACGGAAAGGAAAUCACCAUAAACACAUUAUGAAUGGUCACUUUUAUAAUGGAAAAGAACUUAAGUCUCAUAAAAAGGGUAGCCAAGGAAAAAUCAAUACAGACUUAAAGCCCCAUAAGGCUGCAAUAUUAAGAUUCAAUCUUCCAACCAGUAUAUCUGAGAUCUCAGAAGUGGAGGAUGGCUCUCCUAAAAAUGAGAAUCACUCGUAUUCAAAUGUUGUGUUUACUCAAGAUGAUGAAGGAAUUACUUUUACUGCUCCAACACCUUUGUCUGAAAGUGAUGUAGAUAUUUUAAGUUCUGAUUUCAACAGAAUCUCUCAUCCAACAAAGGAAUUUCGACCUCUUACAUUAACUGAAACAACUUUGCCAUGGAAACGGGAAGAAAACUGUACUGAUAGAAGCUGUGUACAGAAACAACAAGAAUUUCCUCCAUGGGUUGAGAAUAAAGAAUAUCAUGCCUAUAGUUCACUGACAAAGACGUUUUUGGGUAAAAUAAAUCCUAAUUCUGAUAUAAAACCACCCAAUGUUUUUGCCGUAUUUGGCAUAGAAAAGCCAAUAAAAGAUGAAGAAGUUAACAUGAAAAAUGGCAACACAAAAACUGUAGAUAGCUUCAUCAGUCAAACAGAGAAUGCAGAUACUGCAAGUGUCGAAGAUGGAUAUUUCCUUAACCAGAUUCAACCUGAGAAUUUCAAAGAGGAACAGUUUGAGAUGAAAAAACAAAAUACUGGUGUCCAAGCGAGUUUGUGCACUGGAGUAAAUGAUGAACGAGAAAACUCAUCACAAGUAGAAGAGCCACACGAUUUUGUGAUUGAUAUGAGUGAUCAAAAAGGAUUGAUAAGUAAAAGAUUGUAAAAAAAUUCCUCAUCUCUGAAUUGUUUUUUUCAAGAGAAAAUUUUGGGUUUCAUAUUUAGCCAAGAUAUACUGUUGUACAAUUAAAAGACGACUUACAGGAAGUGUAAUUUGUUUAUUACCCAUACAUUACAAUUAGCUCAGGACUUAAAGAAUUUGAAUGACUGUGUUUGAUAUUAUUAUUGUUUUUAAAAUAGUUCUAAAUGGUUGUGAAUCUUAACAUAUGCAUUAUAUGUAGGAAAAUUGCUUUGGCUGUAAAACAUACCAUAGUUUUAAAAUGUUAAAAUCAUACAUGAUUUUUAACUUGUUUGAUAAAUAUUUUUCUGCUGCUGUG